Porites evermanni is the source of this 5936-nucleotide messenger RNA. Lineage: Eukaryota; Metazoa; Cnidaria; Anthozoa; Scleractinia; Poritidae. The record is from the annotation of a GenBank genome assembly.
AUGCAAAUCUCAGUAUUUUACAGUUGCAAGCAUAACAGAGAAUCUGGGAAAACCAAGAUUACUGUGGGCGAUCUUAACACCACAAGCAUUAGAGAUGUAAAACACGCCAUUCAAGAUGCUAUUCAAGCACCUGUUUGCGACCAGAAACUUUUUUAUUAUGGCCAACUCUUAACAGACGAUGACAUGCUUCUUAGCAGGUUGUAUUUCCGGGAGGGAGAAUGUUUCCAUCUUGAAUUUCUUGCUAUGGCGGACAUAAUAGGUAUAUGUGAAUUCCUUACUGAUCUGAAGAGUGCUGCUCAAGAAAUCGUGCAAAACCUCCAAAGAGAAUUGCCCAGGAUAGAACAGCACCCCUCUUAUACCCUAUGGAGAUUGUAUGACAGACUUGUCAAUGGAGUUGAGGGUCUUGCCCAAUUUUUCUACCCAUGGAAAAGCUUGCGAUCUGUUGCACAGAGACACUAUUUUGUGCAAGAAGGAGGCUUUGAUGCAUUUUUGGAGGUGUUAAAAUUUUCAAGACAGUUGCAUGUGGUUGAUCACACUGAGGAUGAUGAUGAGUGAGUUCUUCUAAGUCUUUUACCCACUAAUUAAGCUCUUAAUUUAAACCUGUUAAUGCAGUCUCUUCUCAUUGCUCCCCACAACUGGGAAUUUUUUUCAAGAGAGAUGUGUGUUUUGGCCUCAGAAAUGAAUGUAGUUGAAGUGUUGUAGUUUAAAGCUAAAGCUAAAUCUAAAUCUAAGUUAUGCACAUUAUUUUUCCUCAGCCUCGUGAAUACAACUAAAGAAAAUGUAACAGUACCACUCUUUGUUCUGACCAUUCUCCACUGACUGGGUUCCUGAAGAUGAAGGAAGCUGUACUCUUUAAUUGCUCUUUAUAAUAAUGAGUAUUAAAUUGUCUGUUUGGGGUUGGAUAGGGUGAAAAAAGGCCUUUAGAUUGUGUAUGUUACAGCUCAAAAUUAAAUUCUGGUUAAAAUUUUUAAAUCUAAGUUGAUCUUCAAUUUCCUUUGUCUCCUACCCCUAAUUCUUGAAUAAUUUUUUAUCACAUGCUUGGAGACAAAGAAAAUUGAGAAUUAUCAACCUUUAUGUGGGUUAACAAAUUAUUUCACCUUGAACUCUAUUUAAUUUUAAGCUGUAACAUGUAUACUGAGAAAAAUCAAGCCCUACAUGUUCAGAGCAUAUUUCCCAUAGAGUAUCCCACCCAAUUUUAAACUAGCAUAAUGACUACAGCUUCCCCUGUUCUACAUUGCAAUACAGUUUUCCAUAAAUGUAUCAUGGGAGUUACAGGCAGUGAAGUUGUCUUCUGUUCCUGGACAUAAUUUGUGCCUCAUAAAUUGCCUGUAAAAGCAUGAAAAAUGUGAUCACAACAGAAAGGUAUCAUGAUGGAUUUGGAAGCUUAAAUUGUAUAUUAGACUUAAAUAUUGCUUACUUGGACUCUGAAAAAUUGUGAAAUUAUAGAGUUAAUAAAGUCAGGUAACAUGAUAUAGUGAAUGUUUCUAAAUUCGUAGAAUGAGUAAUCAUGAUUAUAACGUUGAGUAUAAAUUCAAUCAACAGUGUUAUUGAUGAUGAACGUAGGAUCAUAAAUCAGCACAAAUUUCGACACAACCAAACACAACUGGCUCUUCAGCUUUGCUGUCUGAGCUUCUUAUGGAACUUUGCAGAGACUCCUGAGGAUCGCAAGUUUGUCCUGUCAAAGGGUGUGUUACCUUUGACGAUAGAUGCCCUAUUGCUUCAUCCACAGCUACCUGAUGAUGUUGCAUAUGGUAUUGACAUUUAUGGCCUGAAAAUUGGUGUAAAUGAAACAGCUAUUGGAUGCUGUGGAGGGUAUGUUGCAAUUCAAGUACUGAAGAUAUAAUUGAAAUUAGGGCCUCUGUUUAAUUCCAGGCACCAAUUUCGUUUGACUUCAAAUUAUUUGGAACUUUAUUAUGCUUUUUGCUCUUGAGGGAAGUGAAGGUCACCUACAAAACCAGUCAAAGUUACAGCCACACAAUUGAACAAGCUAGAAAUGUCCUUACUGCCUUAGAAAUCCUCAAUUCACAUGGUAGUAAAUUUUAAGUGUGUAGUCAGCUAUUUCUUUGCUGUAUUUUCUUUAUAUCAUCAUAAGUGCUUUACAGAUGUAAUAGCUGGUUUGGCCAACAGAUUGCUGUUAGCAACAGUCCCCUAGUAGUAGGUUGAUACAUCCAGUCACGAGUUUUGACCAUUGUAGAAAUUGCUGAUUAGGAUAAAUUCCUACAACACAAUAAUAUUGUGUUGAAAUUAUUUUAAUAAGUAUGCUCAGAGCAUUGGUGAUCCUACAAAUGUAUCUGUAUACAGUAUGCUUGUAAUAAAACAAUAAUUGUGUUGAAAUUAUUUCAAUAAGUAUGCUCAGAGCAUUGCUGAUCCUACAAAUGUAUCUGUAUACAGUAUGCUUGUCAAACAUGAACCUACUAGUAUUGUGGCCUUGCUCUAGAUCUGUGAGUCUCUCUGUCGCUUGGUGGAUAAAUUGGGUGGCUGCCUGGUGUUUGGGAGGUCAUAGGUUUGAAUUGUUCGGGGGACUCAACAUUUUUUCUUCCCUUGAUUAUAACAUCUUUAAGAUCUCUUCAAUUAUCACAAUGUUUGUUGUGGCUGUGGUUUUUUAUUUUUACUUUUUAAUUCUUGCAGAUUAGUUGAAAGUGAUUCCACAACUCAAGAGGAAGUCUCCAAGAUGACACCAUUUAUUAAGAAGUUACUGAUCAUGAUAGAGGAUUGUCAGUCUGAAAUUCCAGAUUACACCCUUUUCUCGAGCCAGGUGGCAGCUAACACUCUGUUCUAUUGCACAUUUAAUGUCAAGUCAGCACCUCCACUAGCAUCUUGUGGGUCACUGACACAAAUGAUUAGUAUCACAAGACAUCUACUGGUCACUGAGAGAGGCAAUACAGCUUUAAGGUUGGAAUUUUCAGCUAACUACUCAGUAGUUACUUUCUUUAGUUGAAUAAAGCUUGGCUUAUGUUACUGCCUUAAAGGUGAAAGUUCUCUAAGAAAAACCUUUAUCGUACUCAGUCAUCCAACAAAUGACUGCAAUCUUAGUUUUUUUAUUAUACAUUAACCCCUAUGUGGCAAGUGGAGGUGAGGUGCCCAAGGGGGAGCCGACCACCCGACUGACUGGCCCACCUGAUACCAAAACCCAGCCACAAGCCCCCAGUGCCAUGCCAAAGGGAUCUCUGGGUUGGGGCCAAUGCAACCCAGAGCAAUGAGGAGAGGCUUGAGAUACCUAAGCCACAGUUCUAAGAGGGCCAUCCUGAGGCAUCUAUCUCCAGGUAAGCUCCAAAUGUACCGUAGGUACAGUAGGUACCGGUUGGAAACGUGAACGAUCAAACUGACUGGAGUAUGGAUGUAGAGCUGGUAAGUAACACUAGAUCAUUGACCCCAAAGUCUUGCUGAGGUGAUGUGGCACUUUGUGGCUUGCUGCUGCUGCUACAGUAGACGCUGCCCCAAUCCGGGAGUGAAGACCUGAAUAAGAGCCAGAGAAACCUGCUUAGUGUAAGAUGGACUGCAAGUGCUGUGAAUGACAGCUGCUGCCAGGUAAGGGGCCGACCAUUACCAAAUGUCAAUAAUGGCCCAGAGACAGACCUACGAGGGGACAGUAAAUUACCCCAUGCCACGGCAGAAUAAGCAGCAAUUAUGCCCUGUCCUAAGUAGACAUCACAGCCCACACGAAAGGGAUCUGUGUUCGAACACUUACUGUGGAACUUAAAAUAUGUGGGGUUCACCAGUGAGUCUGCCUGAAAAUCACUGACCUUGAUAUUGGGUACAAGGAUGGAACACAAAAUUCAUGGUGAACUCCACAGACUACAGGCGGCCCACAGCAUCACAUGGUCUCUAGGAGACAGGUCUAAAGAGCGCUGGCUAACCCCCAAGCAUUCAGUCGUGAUUGAGAGAUGACUAGGACACACUGGACAUCUGAACCCAUUUGAUGCCCCAAAGGAAGCGCUGUAACACAAGACCGUUGACCAAGGGAUCUGGUAAGCCAUGGUCAAUGUUGAGGGAACGUACUGCCGGGAUACUACUCGAUCGACGUUUGAGAGGGUGCUGGAAAUCGUAGGUGAAAAAUAUACCCGCCCAAAUUCAUCUUGGAUGAAUCAGAAAGGCCUGAGACGGUAGCUUCUUUCCUGAAUGCAAGAUCGUAUUCCAUCCACGCCGGGCCUUUGAGUACUUUAAGUAGUUAUAAGUAGUAGUCAAGUCCAACCAGCGGUGUGGGUGUAUCGAGCACAAGACCAGCUGGAAGAUUGUGAAAGGCUCAGUCCAUGUUAGAAUGUCUUGGAUCUCCACCUACUAACAUCUUUUCAAUUGCUUCUCCGGCGGUGCCUCGGAAAAAUAGGCUUUUGUUACUGGUCCGGCGCUUUGAAAACUAAUCAUCCAGUUUUGUUAUUUAAGACUAUAUUUAAGCAUUUAAACUGUUUGCUGUCACCCGUUGGUAUGGAUGGCAAGGAUCACUGAAGGAUGGAUAUAGAUUGAAACUUGGAAAAAUUGGGCCAACUUUUUUAGGUUUUAAUGCUAUGCCUGCAGAAAUUACCAAAAUAAUUAUCAUGGCUAGUGCAGUGCUCCCGUAUUAAAUUUGUUUGAUAUCCUUUUCAUAACUCUACAGGAGCAUUUUGUGUAAGUGAAAAGGCUCUUAGUAAUGUUUUCAGCACAGAAUUGACCUAAAAGAGCAAUGGAGCGAUUUCGUAUGACCUUGAAAUGAAAGCACGCGAACUAACAGAAACAACAAACGAACGGAAAUAGAGCGAUUUGAUUGGUUCAUCGAACGGAUACAAACGCGCAUGGCUUUUGGUUGGUUAAGCGAACGCUCGGGUGAAAAAACUUCAUGCCAGAGAAUUUUCUAGAAAUAAACCGAUACUUCGCUCUGACAUCAUACUGCAACACGAUUGGCCAAUCGAACAAUGCCUUCUCCAUAUUUGGGUUUUCUUUGGCGGGAAAACGAAGAGGCCAUGUUUUGAUCUUUUCAUCCAUUGGCUGAUAAAACAAAUAACGAACACUUACCGAACCAUUUUGUCAAGGUCAUACGAAAAUCGCUCUAUCCCUGAGACACAGCCUCUUUAAAUAAUACAUGGCCCCCUUGGUCCAGUGUUAUUGCAUUCUAAAAUCUCAUUUUUCCUUUCUCUCUUAGGUACUAUGGCUGCCUCUUCCUUGCGAGAAUGCGUUCAUCUCCUUUGAUUCAGCUCGAUAAAGACAUUUGCAUAACUAUAGACCAACUUAUUGACUUGUUCUUGGAGAAGCAUGUUCCAAGGGAAAUCUCAGAGUGGGAAGAAGAAAUGUCAUUUGUGUGGAUGACAAUGGUUCCCCUUGUUCAUCUUGCCUUUGCGGCAGGCAAUUUAAAGGAAACUUGUGAUAGUGAUGUAGACACUGACAAUGAAGUUUACCAAGUUCGUGAAUUAGAGAGGGAAACUCAGCAAAGCCAGGAGGCCUUUCUUGAUGACCCGGGUGAGAACCAACUACCGCAAGCUGAAAUUUGUCAGAUGGAUUUCGACCUAUCGUUAGAGUGCGUUGGUGGGCCGUGGGAAUUUAACAAUAUUCAAGAUGAACGUGUUACUCAAAGCGUCCUAUGGACUGAAGACUUCAACACACGGGAGAACACAAGGAAAGAUGAAACUGAAGGUUUGUUAUCAGUGGAAGUUGUUGAAACAAAACCACCUUUCGUAGAAGCAAGUUCAGGAGAGAGCUUCUUGUGGCCGGGUUCCAAAUCGACACAGAAUCUUGGGAUCUUUUCGUUGGUUCACAUGCUUUCCAUCAAAGAGAACCAACAGUUGGCAGCAUCAGAGAAUCUCAUUCCUUACUUGAUUUGCCUGUCUUGGCAACUGGACAAUGACGUCAAGCAAAAGUUACUUGAAAGUCUAGCAAAUUUCAAUGUUUUUUCGCCACCCUCCCUAAAAGUUGCAGCCCAAUCCGUCCUUGCCCGAGUUAAAGGCUUGGACUUGGUGUUUAAUUCCUAA